CCUGCUAACUGACCAAUCCAAACCGUGCAAGCAUCCAUCAACUUUUGCUUGACACCUUAUUGGAAUUCUCACUGACACAACUGGUAAGGGAUGUAACCCGUCCUGCGUCUAGUAACAUCCUGGAUCUUCUUUUGACGUCCAACCCUGGCCUCAUUACAGAUGUAUCCAUUCAUCCUGGCAUAUCAGACCACAACAUUGUGUCCUUCGUCUUUUCAGGAAAUCCGAAAACAGCCCGUGCCCCUCCCAGGAAGAUCUACCAAUUCCACCGAGCAGACCACCAGAUCAUUAAAGAAACUGUUGAAAAGUUUUCAAUCGAUUUCUUCCUUUCAUCUCCAGAGCUCCAAACUGUAGAUGAGAAUUGGAACAGGAUAUCUGUGUUCCUCAAGAAGUGUAUGGAGGAUCUGAUACCAUCAAAGAUGAGCAAAUCCCGGCGACACCUUCCGUGGAUCACCACCGACCUCAAACGAAAAAUGAGGAAGCGUGAUAGGCUCUUUAAGAAAGCCCGUAGAAACCCCAGUACGUCAAAAUGGAAGGCUUUCAGACAGCACCGCAACGUGGUAGCGAAACUAGUUCACCAAGCACACCACGAUUACGUGAACAACAUCAUAGGGAACAGUCUGCAAGGGAAUCCCAAGACCUUCUGGUCCUACGUCAAGCAGUGUCGGACUGAGAAUAUGGAAAUCCCAUCGCUUAGAUCUGACAAAGGCAUCCACACGACCAACAAAGACAAAGCAGAGUGUCUCAACUCCUUCUUCCACUCGGUAUUCACCAACCAACAGGUUUGUCAUGCUCGUAUGGAAGGUUCCUCACACUUUCCUGAUAUCGGCCAUCUACACAUUCAUCGUCCUGGUGUGGCAAAGCAGCUGUCAAAUCUCAAGAGAUUGCUCCUGCCUUAGGAUUCCUUUUUCAGCAGAGCUACAACUCUGGCACUGUUCCAGCUGAAUGGCAGCAUGCAUUGGUAACACCCAUCCACAAGUCCGGUGAUAAGUGUGAUCCAGGAAAUUACAGACCUAUUUCCUUGACCUGCAUCUGCAGCAAGCUA
Messenger RNA from Strongylocentrotus purpuratus (purple sea urchin), 1042 nucleotides. RefSeq lists its product as uncharacterized. The coding region runs from base 393 to 896 and encodes 167 amino acids. The transcript has 2 exons. The record is from RefSeq and is a predicted model, not a curated record. Lineage: Eukaryota; Metazoa; Echinodermata; Echinoidea; Camarodonta; Strongylocentrotidae.